Megalops cyprinoides (Indo-Pacific tarpon) is the source of this 863-nucleotide messenger RNA. Its product is annotated as transmembrane protein 216. Gene Ontology annotation, biological process: non-motile cilium assembly. The record is from RefSeq and is a predicted model, not a curated record. The transcript is spliced from 6 exons. Bases 21 to 452 code for a protein of 143 amino acids. NCBI's taxonomy places the organism in Eukaryota, Metazoa, Chordata, Actinopteri, Elopiformes, Megalopidae. Gene Ontology annotation, cellular component: ciliary transition zone.
CGUUGCUAUGGCAAGCCAACAUGGCGGGCUCGGGGAAAAAUGAAGUCUUAUCCUCCGCACCGCUGCAGGUCCUGCUAUACCUGAACUGCUGGUACUUCGCCGCCUUCUUCAUCGCCGAGAUUCUAAUGUUCAUUUACAAAGGAGUGUUGCUCCCAUAUCCCCAGCCUAAUCUUAUUCUUGACAUAGUGCUGCUCUUCCUCUACCUUGGCCUAGAAGUUCUCAGACUCUUUUACGGUUGGAAAGGAAAUUUGUGUGAGCGCUCUCUGGCCUUAGUAGUGAGCCUGGCAGUGCUGGUGCCUUGCACAGUGCUGUGUGUGUACUACCUUCUCCUGCAAACCUUUGUGUUACGCCUGGAGGUGCUGCUCAGUGCAAUACUACUCUGCUUCUAUGGCCUGGAGCUGCUGUUGGGCCUCAUCACUCUCUCUGUCUUUUCCAGGGCAAAUGUGUAUUAAUGUGAUUUUGGUCCCACUGAGACAGAGAUGAUGUCCAGAGUGUUACAGAAAAUGGAGAAAGACAACCACUCAAGCGCAGCUCAGUGCGCUGGACUUCUUUCAUCUGUUAGUGUCUGCAGUUUACUGUUGUAAGCAUUAGACCUGCUUACUUUUUAAUAUUGCCAUGUAAAACCCCCUUAUUAAGUACUUAUGAUUUGUUUGUAUCAUUUCACAGUUAUUGUUUUGCAGUUUUUUUUCUUUCUGAGUAGUAAUCUUGUCAGACUAUCCUUCUGUCAGGAAAGAACAAGAACUCAGGGUAACACAGCAGCUUGACUGUAACUGACCAAAAGAGUCAUUCCAGAUUUUUUGUUUCUAAUGUAUGUAAUUCUGGUUUUAUUGUAGGGACAAAUAGACUCAGCCUGUGUAACAAAG